Messenger RNA from Caenorhabditis elegans, 797 nucleotides. It is a transcript of the gene gst-33, whose product is annotated as glutathione transferase. The record is from RefSeq and is marked reviewed. Gene Ontology annotation, molecular function: glutathione transferase activity. The transcript is spliced from 3 exons. Bases 74 to 715 code for a protein of 213 amino acids. Gene Ontology annotation, cellular component: cytoplasm. NCBI's taxonomy places the organism in Eukaryota, Metazoa, Nematoda, Chromadorea, Rhabditida, Rhabditidae.
UGGGUGAGUAUAUAAACAGUUUUCGGAAAGUUUUUUCCCAUCAGAUUCUAAAUUUGACACACUCGAGUUCAACAUGACCAAGUACCGUCUUCACUACUUCAACGCUCGCGGAUAUGCAGAGGCUUCGAGAGCUAUGUUCCAUAUGGCCGGCGUCGAAUUCGAAGAUGUCCGAUACGAAAUCGAUGACUGGAUCAAGGAAGAAAACACCCUUAAAAACGAGAUGCCGUUCGGGCAAAUGCCUGUGCUAGAAGUCGACGGUGAGAAGAUCCCACAAUCCGUUGCAAUCGCUCGCUUUGUUGCCAAUCAACUUGGAUUUGCUGGACAAACUCCGGUAGAGAAGGCCUGGGCUGACGCAUUCACCGAUCUUUACAAGGACUUCUUGAUUGACAUGAAGCCAUGGGCAAUGAUUGCCUUUGGGUAUCCUGGUGCUGCUGGGGAUCGCGACGAGUUGAAGAAAACUUCGUUGGACCCUGCUAAGGAGAAGUAUUUCAAGCUUCUGAGCAAGAGAUUGGAGAAGAGCAAAUCUGGAUUCCUCCUGGACAGUGGAAUCUCGUUUCCCGAUCUCUUCUUCUUCGAAACCACAACUUCUUUGAUUGAGUUGGAAAAAGGAUUUUUGGGAACCGAUUUCCCAGUAGUCAAUGCCUACUUCAAGCGUAUCGCUGAGCACCCGAAGCUCAAGCCAUAUUUGGAAACAAGACCAUACUCUUCAAAAUAAUUUUUUUUGGCUAUUUGAAAUGUUUUUUUCAUGAAUUGUAAUGUUUUUGUAAACUAUUUGAUAAAUAUGAACAUUGGAAAUG